GAGAAGCACGAGAAGGGGAGAUGCGUGUCCUUUUUGUAAUUUGAAAGAGACCUAAGUACAUUUUUUUGAGGAGUGCGGAUGGUCAGGUAGAGUUUGGCGGGGGACAUAUUUAGCAGAAUGGUUCGAGAUGAGGGGAAGCGAUGAUUGCCUGGAAUGGGUGUCAAAAGUUGCAAGAACGGCAAAGGAUGAAGAGUUUGCGGAGUGGAGUGUGCUAUUAUGGUACUUAUGGAAGGAGCGCAAUGCGCAUUUGUUCAAUAGAGCAAAGUUGCCGGAGGAGGAGAUUGCGAUGAGGGCGCAAGCCUUUCUAAAUGAUUACCGACAAUACCAAGAGGUGUUGCAAGAAGGAAAUGCUCCAGCUAUGAUACAGGGAUGGAAACGACCAAACCCAGGCAUGAUUAAAGUAAAUGUGGACUUAGGUGUGGUUGAUGGCGGCAUGGGUUUGGUGGUGGUGAUCCGGAAUGCUGGGGGAAGUUUUGUUCUCGCUGCGGCAAAGAUGAUUAGGGACAGAAGGGAUCCGAAAAUGGGUGAGGCCCUCGCGGGUGAGUUUGGGUUGAUGUUAGUAAGACAACACCAGCUGGGAAUCCCUAUCCUUGAGACGGACUGCUUGAAUUUUGUCAGUAGGUUGUCAAUGGCAGAUCACGUCCACACCGAGCUGGGAGUGGUUUGUUGGAACAUCCGCCGGCUUUAGGAGACGACAGGUGGAGGAAGUUGGGGACACGCUAAUAGGAAGGCAAAUGAGGCAGUUCAUAUUAUGGCGCAUGUUAAAAUGAGGCUUAAUGAAGCCGAGGUGUGGUUCGAUAGAUCCCCUAUGUGUUUGCUUGAUCAGCUGAAGCUGGACGAUGUAACAGUUUUCGCUGAUUAAUAAAGCUCCGUGCAGAUUAUUAUAAAAAAAAAUGAAUUCCCUGUGUCCCAGAUCAUAAUCACAUUACAACCUAAAAAAAAGACCGUUAGACAAGUUAAUUUGGCGAACCAUUUUAUGGAGAUUCGAUUAAACUGCAAAUAUCUUGAGCCUCACUUCAAGACAAAGAGAUAAUAAUAGUGCUGAGAAUUAUUGAGAUGUACAUCUUUCAAAUAAAUUAUUGUCUUGACU
Messenger RNA from Linum trigynum, 1090 nucleotides. Lineage: Eukaryota; Viridiplantae; Streptophyta; Magnoliopsida; Malpighiales; Linaceae. The record is from the annotation of a GenBank genome assembly.